UAAUCUUCCCCAUCCAGACAUCUCACAGUGGGAGACAGAGAGAGCAGAAAUGGCUAAGGCUAAGCAAGGACAGAGAUGUGGCCGAGUAGUGUUAGUGCCAUGUCCAUUCCAAGGCCAUAUCAGUCCUAUGCUUCAGCUAGCAACCAUUCUUCAUUCCAAGGGUUUCUCUAUCUCCAUUGUUCACACCAAAUUCAACUCUCCUAAAACCUCUAGCCACCCAGAAUUCGAUUUCCGACCUAUACAGGAAGGUUUAUCCAGUUAUGAAAUUGCCUCUUUGAACUUAGUAGAUAUUAUAUUAGUUCUUAAUGAGAAGUGCAAAAUACCCUUCCAGGAAUGCUUGCUUCAGAUGAUAAUGCAACAGAAUUCAGAUGAUGAGAUUUCUUGCAUCAUUUAUGAUGAUCUCAUGUACUUUUCUGAAUCUGUUGCUUAUCACCUGAACAUUCCAAGCAUCGUUUUGCGUACUAGCAGUGCAGCCACCGUCAUUUCUCGACUUGCCAUUCUUCAACUCAGUUCAGAAGGUUACGUUCCCUUUCCAGAUGCUGUGUCAAACGACCCAAUUCCUGAAAUUAGUACCUUAAGAUACAAGGAUCUACCAAUUUUCAAGCUAGGACCACGAGAAAAUUUCUACCAACUGAUGGCUAAUGCAUGUGAUAUAAAAACAUCGUGUGCUGUGAUUUGGAAUACAAUAGAUUGCCUUGAAGAAUCACUCCUGACGAAACUACAAAAAACGCAAUUCCCAAUUCCAAUCUUCACAAUAGGCCCUAUGCAUAAAUUUGCACCAGCCUUUUCUUGUAGUCUAUUGAAAGAGGACACCAGUUGCAUUACAUGGCUUGACAAGCAAGAUCCUAACUCAGUUCUUUACAUAAGCUUAGGAAGUGUAGCUUCAACAGAUGAAACAGAGUUAGCUGAAAUGGCAUGGGGUCUCGCAAACAGUAAGCAGCGUUUCUUGUGGGUGAUCAGGCCUGGUUCAGUGUCGGGUUCAGAAUGGAUUGAGUUCUUGCCUAAGGGUUUCCUGGAAACUGUUGGAGAAAAAGGUUGCAUCGUAAAAUGGGCACCACAGAGGGAAGUGUUGGCACAUCCAGCAGUAGGAGGGUUUUGGAGCCAUUGUGGGUGGAAUUCCGCAUUGGAAAGUAUAUCUGAAGGUGUUCCAAUGAUUUGCAGGCCAUGUUUUGGAGAUCAAAUGGUAACUGCAAGGUAUGUGAGUCAUGUUUGGAGAAUAGGUUUGAUAUUAGAGAACAAGAUAGAGAGAAAGGAAAUAGAAAGUGCAGUAAGAAGGCUAAUGAUGGAUGAAGAAGGAGAAGAAAUGAGAAAGAAAGCUGAAGAAUUAAAGGAAAAAGUUGAAGGUUGUUUCAAGAAAGGUGGUUCCUCUUACAAUUCUUUGAACAAGUUAGUAGAGUUUAUGUCAGCUUAAUUGAUUAGCAGUGUAUAUUUGAUUCAGUUCAAUCACAAUUGCCCAUUUAAUGUACUUUGAUGAAUAAAGGGAAUGUAAAAGUCUGAAUAAAAUGGUUGCAUUCAGUAAUUCAUUAUUUAA
Molecule: messenger RNA, 1531 nt
Organism: Jatropha curcas
Lineage: Eukaryota; Viridiplantae; Streptophyta; Magnoliopsida; Malpighiales; Euphorbiaceae
Product: UDP-glucose iridoid glucosyltransferase
Molecular function (GO): quercetin 3-O-glucosyltransferase activity; quercetin 7-O-glucosyltransferase activity
Source: RefSeq, a predicted model, not a curated record